AUGAGCAGCAGAUCUUUGGACUCCAAAUUCUGUGGAAGGCAACCUUCUCUUCCAUUCAGCGUAGCCAAUUUCACCGUUGACUUUGAACCCACGCCUCAACUCAUCCUUCGCUAUCAUGUUGAUGUUGGCCCAUACAAAGAUUCCAAGAUACGAGCGUUUGGGCCUGGACUCGUAGGAGGAGUAGUCAACAAACCGGCGGUCUUUGUGGUGGAAACCAAUGGUGAAACCGGUGCACUCGGUGAGAUCACUUUUAAACAGGCCUUUUGA
Molecule: messenger RNA, 267 nt
Organism: Protopolystoma xenopodis
Lineage: Eukaryota; Metazoa; Platyhelminthes; Monogenea; Polystomatidea; Polystomatidae
Source: the annotation of a GenBank genome assembly